Messenger RNA from Oryzias latipes (Japanese medaka), 678 nucleotides. Its product is annotated as transcription factor SOHo. The record is from RefSeq and is marked provisional. Gene Ontology annotation, molecular function: DNA-binding transcription factor activity, RNA polymerase II-specific; RNA polymerase II transcription regulatory region sequence-specific DNA binding. NCBI's taxonomy places the organism in Eukaryota, Metazoa, Chordata, Actinopteri, Beloniformes, Adrianichthyidae. Gene Ontology annotation, biological process: regulation of transcription by RNA polymerase II. Gene Ontology annotation, cellular component: nucleus.
AUGCCGGGGACCAUGAGCAAAGACGAUGCUCCAUGUUUAAGGUUCACUAUUGAUAAUAUCCUGAACUUGAAGCAGCGGGACAGCGAAGGGUUGCAGGACGGAUGUAAUACUAGAGCUAACCAGGAGGUGUGGAGGAGAAAGGACGACGGCAGGUCCAAAGAAACAGUGAAACCCAGAGUUCACGGAGAGAAAGCCACCCCCACGGAAGUCUCCUUUCCCGUGCUUCAAGGUGUCCACGCGUCAUCGGAGAAAAAACAGCAGCAGCAGCAGCAGGACGCUCCAACGGAGAACCGAGUAAAGAAGAAAACGCGCACCAUCUUCUCCAAGAGACAGAUCUACCAGCUGGAGGCCACCUUCGACAUGAAGCGCUACCUGAGCAGCUCGGAGAGAGCCUGCCUCGCCAGCUCCCUGCAGCUGACGGAGACCCAGGUUAAGAUCUGGUUCCAGAACCGCCGGAACAAGCUGAAGAGGCAGCUGUCCACGGACACGGAGAGCCCGCUGGCCGCGGAGACCUACGCGGAAUCGGCCAAAGGCGCGCAGCUCUCAGGUUUCUACAAGGACAGCAGCCUGCUGGGCGCGUGCUUGUUCCACAUGCCUCUCCCCGUGGUAUAUCCGAGCGCGCCUUACGUCUACUUCCCCAACGGGGCCAAAUACUUUGGCAUGUUUGAAGCAGACUGA